UGGAUGGAUCAAAAGUUCCAAGCUUUGUUUCUUUGUUUUCGUUGUUUUGUGUGGUAGAAACUCUAUGGAAGCAGAAGGAGAAACACAGUGGAGCUCUCUGCUAGUACCUUCUGUUCUAGAGAUCGCCAAAGAGAACACUGUUCCUCCGAGGUAUCUUCGGUCUGAACAAGACAAAACAGAGACUUUAGAUGAUUCUUGCCUAAGCUCAAAGCUCCCAGUCAUCGACAUGCAGCGCUUGUGUUCUGUCUCCGCCAUGGACACCGAGCUAGAGAAGCUCGAUCUCGCUUGCCAUGAUUGGGGAUUUUUUCAACUAGUCAACCAUGGAAUAGAUUCUUCUUUUCUUGAAAAGUUAGAGACAGAGGCUCAAGACCUCUUCAACCUCCCCAUGGAAGAGAAGAAGAAACUGUGGCAGAGAAGCGGCGAGUUCGAAGGGUUCGGACAGGUCAACAUCGUCUCCGAGGAUCAGAAACUUGACUGGGGAGACAUGUUCAUCCUCACUACUCAACCAAUUCCAUCGCGCAAACCUCACUUGUUCUCCAAGUUACCUCCUUCUUUCAGAGAAACUGUGGAGACUUACUCCUCUCAAGUGAAGAGCUUAGCCAAGACUCUCUUUGCGAAAAUGGCGUGUGUUCUUGAGGUCAAACGAGAAGAGAUGGAAGAUCUGUUUGGAGAUGUUUGGCAAUCUAUCAAGAUCAACUACUAUCCUCCAUGUCCACAACCGGAUCAAGUUAUCGGUUUAACUCCACAUUCAGACGCUGCAGGUCUCACGAUUCUGUUGCAGGUGAAUCAAGUGGAAGGGCUUCAGAUCAAGAAAGAUAACAAAUGGGUUGUGGUGAAACCGUUACCAAAUGCUUUAGUUGUUAAUGUUGGUGAGAUCCUAGAGAUCAUAACGAAUGGGAGAUAUAAAAGCAUAGAGCAUAGAGUGAUGGUGAAUUCAGAGAAAGAGAGGUUAUCUGUUGCUAUGUUUCACAGUCCGGGGAAGGAGACGGUGAUUGGUCCGGCGAAAAGCCUUGUGGAUAAGCACCAGCAGGAACGUUUGUUUAAAAGUAUGAGUACACAAGAGUUCUUUGACGCCUUCUUUGCUCAGAAGCUCAAUGGGAAGUCACACCUUGAUCUUAUGACUUUGGACCCCUCAUCAUGAAAACCAUGUUUCCAACUAAAAACAUAUGGAUCUUUCUUACAAGUCUGUCUCAUAUUGUAAUGAAGAGAAUCUUCUUGUUCUUCCUCUUGUCAUUUAGGUCAUAAUAAUACAAACACAGGUU
Molecule: messenger RNA, 1262 nt
Organism: Brassica oleracea var. oleracea
Lineage: Eukaryota; Viridiplantae; Streptophyta; Magnoliopsida; Brassicales; Brassicaceae
Product: protein SRG1
Exons: 3
Coding region: 65-1141 (358 amino acids)
Source: RefSeq, a predicted model, not a curated record